UACUCUCCAAAACAAACUCACAACGCUCCAAACAAACCAUUGUCACUCAUCCAUAAACCUCUCUCUUUCUUCUCUCUCUCUCUCGUUUGGAUCUGGCCGUUGAUUUUCUCCCGACGGCGAUAAGUUUGUUGCAUGAACGCCGGUGAUGGCUUCUGUUUGCGUCAACAAUGUUACUGUUUCUCAGGAUUUUCCUACUUACGGAUGUUUCAAUCCACGAGCUUCUUUCAGCCGUGACGACGGUGGUCGGAGUUCUGGAUCCGUCGCAUCGGAGAUUCCGAAGGAGGAAACAGCAGUCGGAGCUGGUGAUUUCGAGUUUAGGUUAGAGGAGGAUCCAGUCGGAAUGCUCCCAGCCGAUGAGCUUUUCUCCGACGGUAAACUCGUGACGAAGCAGCAACAACAACAGACGACGGAGAUCGGCGGGAAAUGCAGGAGGAUGGAAGUCGUGGAGAUUGAGAUCUCCGGGGGUGGCGAUAAUUGCUCGUUUUCUCCAAAGGCGCCACGGUGUUCAAGUAGAUGGAGGGACUUGUUAGGACUCAAACGAUUCUCUCAGAAUAGCAGCAAAUCCGCGUCGACUGCGACGACGACGACGACGAAUCCGAGAUCGUCAACUUCGUCGUUGAAACAGUUCUUGCAUCGGAGCUCCAGGUCCUCGUCGUCCUCUUCAGAUGCUUCGUUACUCAUGAGUCUUCCUCUCCUCAAAGAUUCCGAUUCCGAAUCUGUCUCUAUAUCCUCUUCUCGUAUGUCUCUCUCCUCUUCCUCCUCUGGCCAUGACCACGAAGAUCUUCCAAGACUCUCUCUCGAUGCAGAGAGACCUAACCAAAACCACAUCAUUAACCUCAACCACAAUCUCACUGCGAAUCCAUUUGCUCCGGCUCGUAGCCUAAACCCAAAUCCACCGAGAAUGAGGUUAGUGAACCAUUCAACAUCAGGAACCGGAGGAGGAAGAGUUGGACGCAGUCCGAUGCGACGUUCCGGUGGAGAAACAUCAGCCAUAAUGAACAGAGGAGUCUCUGUAGACAGUCCAAGACUAAACUCUUCAGGUAAAAUCGUGUUCCAGAAUCUAGAACGAAGCUCAAGCAGUCCGAGUAGCUUCAAUGGUGGAACAAGCGGGUAUAGACACAGAGGAAUGGAGAGAUCGUAUAGCUCAAACGUUAGGGUUACUCCAGUUUUGAACGUUCCCGUUUGCUCAAUCAGAGGUGGUUCAGUAGUCUUUGGUCAGUUUUUCUCUUCCUCGUCAUCUUCAUCUUCGUCGCAGAACAAUAGAACAGGGAACAACAACAAUAAUAGAGCGUCGUGUCACAUCAGUAGAGGCCGUAACUCCACGGAUCGAAUCUAACCCGACUAUUAUAAAUGAAGGAACCAUCAAUGGUAACAACAACACUGUAUUGAUUCAACAGUAGCUAGCUAGUACUCUAGUAGUAAUCAUUCUGUUUUUUGGUUUGUUUACAACAAAUCUUAUUUUUAACAGAGCUUUUUUUUUAUAAGGUAUUAGAAUUGUCCUGGGUGUGUAAAUAAAGAAUCUGCCAUUGGUGAAGUGUAAUUCUAGGGUUCAUUGACAUAGAUAGAGACACAAAAUUGGAAAUGGAGACUCCUAAAUUGUGUGUUUUUGCUUGUGCUUGGGUUGAGAGAGACACAUAGAGAGAGUGAGGUAGACGCGCUAAAGGGAUGCGCGUGGGUCAGAACAUAGGAAACAGAUUCUUUUGCUCUCUAUCAUAUGCUCUUCUUCUGCGUGUAUUUGCGCUCUCCCCACGUUGAAGCUUAUCUAAGCUGUCUCUUUCAUGUGAUUUUAUUUUUAAUGUAUCUUUUUAUUAUAUAGUUUAUUUUGUCGUUUUCUGUGUUUCGGAAAUGAUGCAGUCUUCAGAGACUUUACCACACUUUUCUCUUUCUUUCUUUAUUUUGAGUUUUUUUUUUUUCUUUUUUUUUGCGGUUUAUUUAUUCGUUGGUUGUUGUUUUGUUAAUCAAGGAAGGUUCGUUUAACCAUUAAUGUUGGAGCUAUUGGUGGUCUUCGGUUUGAAUCAUCACAUGUUUAAGUGUCAGGA
Molecule: messenger RNA, 2039 nt
Organism: Arabidopsis thaliana (thale cress)
Lineage: Eukaryota; Viridiplantae; Streptophyta; Magnoliopsida; Brassicales; Brassicaceae
Product: TPRXL
Exons: 1
Coding region: 146-1336 (396 amino acids)
Source: RefSeq, marked reviewed